GCGCCCACCACCUGGCGCGGCGUGAUGACGACACGCGACGGGCGGAGCUCACGUGAGGGAUUGGCCCCGGGCGGUGACGUGGCGGGAGGCGGAAGUGAGGCGGCUCUAACGAUGCUACGGCAGGACAGUAAUGAUGACACUGAAGAUGUGUCACUGUUUGACGCGGAUGAAGAAGUAUCCACGAGAUCAAAAAGGUCAAAGAUAAGGCACCCAGUGGCAUCAUUUUUCCACUUGUUCUUCCGAGUCAGUGCAAUAAUGGUCUAUCUUCUCUGUGAACUGAUCAGCAGCAGCUUUAUUGCCUGCAUGGUGUCAAUUAUCCUGCUCCUGUCGUGUGACUUUUGGACAGUAAAGAAUGUUACGGGCCGGCUGAUGGUCGGCCUUCGCUGGUGGAACCAGGUAGAUGAUGAUGGCAAGAGUCACUGGGUGUUUGAAGCCAGGAAGGCAUUGGCUCAAGGGAAAAAAGUUUCAUCUGAAGCAGAGUCCCGAAUCUUCUGGUUAGGACUAAUUACCUGUCCUGUCAUCUGGGUGAUAUUUGCUUUCAGUGCCCUGUUCUCAUUCAAAGUGAAAUGGCUGGCAGUGGUUACAAUGGGAGUGGUUCUGCAGGGGGCCAACCUGUAUGGUUAUAUCAAGUGUAAAGUGGGCAGAACAACAAAUUUAACCAGCAUGGCUACCUCCUAUCUUGGAAGACAGUUCUUGCGGCAGACGGUGGUUAAAGAUGACCAAGCUGCAUCCUGAAGACUGAUCCAAAAUUGGAGUGGAUUUAUACUGGUGAACAAUAGUAAAUGUUUUCUGACCAUGAGUUUAGGAGCUGCAUAAACUGUGUGGAUUUUUUUUAAAUUAAAUCUUGUAAGACUUCAGGUCAGUUCUCCUAGCAAAUUACUCAGUUUUUCUGCAACAGUGUGCAUUUCAGAGCUCUUCUAAUCGUUUGUUUGGUUAAGGCACUUGAGUUAAUUCACCGAAUCUUUUAAUUAAAGAAAAUCAUAGAUCUGGAGCCUAAAUGGGAACUAAACAGUCUGGGGUAAAGUAAGAGAGAAAACUUCUGGGCAUUCUUCCUCAUAAUUUGUCAGUGUGAAAAAUGUAAACGAGGCAGGCUUUAUAUCAUCCAAGGACUCCCCCAUCCCUCCAGCAAUUGCAUCAAAUAGCAAUUCACCCUGCAGAAUUACUAGUAGCAGAAUUACUUCGGCAGUUGGAAGUAAUGCUGUCUAAAUCCCACUCUUAUUCUGUACAUUGACUGCAGCUAGAAGAUGACCUGUUAGCAGAUGUUGGUCUUGAACCUGUUCCCAUUGAAUUCAGUGGGACUUCUGUCAUUGGCUUGGGUGGGAUCUUAAAGUGACAUCUAAGCAGCUCAGUUACUUCACUUAUGAAUGAUACUUUGAUAUUCUGGACAGCCUGAUUAACACCUGACUGAGAGGUUGUGCUGCAGCUUUGAUUCCACCUUGCUCGAUGUAUAGAAGUUUUGCUUCCCAAAGAAGGCAGGAGCUAGGAUGGUGUAGAACUAAAUCCUUAGUGUGGGGCAGAAUCCCCCCCUUACCCUGUGGUGUGUGUCUGAACAGAGAGCAUGAGAGCAGGCAGUGGGUGUCGGGGAAGCCGUGCUAAAUACUAGUAGCGAAGGGAAGCUGUGUGUGGUUGUUGCCUGGCCAUUACUAAUAAAACAAAAUGCUUCAUGCUGCCUUAACAGACCACAAUACAUCUACACUGUGCCCAAGGGGGAUCUGAGGCUCCCUGGGAUAGAUGGGGAUGGUGAUACCUGAUAAAUGAUCAGUAAGUUUGCCACUGCUGGAAAUGGUGUAUUGCAGACCUGCAUUGACUGCCAGUCUGUCUGCAAAGGAUGGCACUGCUGUUAUUGGAAAUAACUGACUGCUGAUUCUCCCCCCCGGUACAGUGUGUGUGUGUGUAUAUAUAUAAUAGAGAGAGAAUAAUGCUCAGGCUCACUUGCUAGUACAGUGCAGUUGAACAUUAUUAGUAGUUGAAAACAGCCCUUGCUAAAAAUUCAGUGUAUGAUUCCAAACUUUUAACUGGCCACUCUCCUCUCACUCACUGUUUUGCUGGCAGGGCGGAUUCAUGCAAUCUGAAUAACUCAUAUUCCGGAGUGGUCUAAGAAACCUAAUGAUUGAAUGCCAAGUUGGCAGAAAGGUUAAUGUUACACUAAUCCAUGCUGUAAUUGCUCCUCAAGUUGUGCCCACCAACAAAUUAAUUGGGAUUGGUAAGAAAUCUGCAUCUGCUGUGUGCUCAUGGACUUUUGGGUUAUGUUGUUCAGUUAGAUGGAGGAAGGUGAUGUAGUUUGCUUGAAAAGUGGUGUCGAGAGGGGAUCAAUUCUCCCUUGUCCUGUAACUCAGUUGAAGGGGGAUUGGUCUUUUACAUCAGAGGGGAAAAUACAACCCUGGAUGGGUAUUUUUUAAUUUAAAAGUAUAGGUUUUUUUGGAUCUAAAUCGUGGGAUUGCAUUAACAGUGUUUUUCUUCCUAUACUAAAGCAAUAUAUUGAAAUAGUAAAAUCUCUUCAAACUCCGGCACUGUACAUUUGUUAAACUCUUUGGACGAAUAUCUUUUUGUAAAUACAUAUUUAUAAAGUCUUGAAAUUAAAUAAUGCUUUGUCUACCA
Caretta caretta (loggerhead turtle) is the source of this 2598-nucleotide messenger RNA. It is a transcript of the gene TVP23C, whose product is annotated as trans-golgi network vesicle protein 23 homolog C. Lineage: Eukaryota; Metazoa; Chordata; Testudines; Cheloniidae. The record is from RefSeq and is a predicted model, not a curated record. Gene Ontology annotation, cellular component: Golgi membrane. Gene Ontology annotation, biological process: protein secretion; vesicle-mediated transport.